GCCGCUCGCCACCCGUCAGUCGCCCGCCGACUCCGCUUGUGCUUGUGUGACUCGCGCUGCUCCGUGCACCGCACUCGUGCUCCGAACACGACGCGUGCCGCCCUAUCGUGGCCGCGAACGCGACCUCCAGCUACCGGCGAAUCGUUUCUCCUAACUUACGUGCGACUUGCUAUGAUUUGACUUUUGGACAUUUACGCUCCCUUACCCAGCUUGUUUAUCCCUCACCAUAGUUGAGCCCCCUGCACCACAUCGGCUUUCUCGCUGACCGCCGAGCCGCUAAAUUGCUUUUUCGCGCCCUACCGUCGCCAACCCAGUUCCGCACCGGCCGCUGCCGCCAUGCUCGCACACCAGACACCGCUCGCCCUCUACUAAAUCAAUUGUCGACAUCGAUACGAACGCGUGUGAUUAUUAUUAAUAUUUUGAUAUUUGCCUAAAUAAGCUUGCAACGUCGGUGUCUUUAAUUCUUCUAAUCUAUCGUACGAUUAACAUCUCAGUAAAUCAUCAACCGAACCGCGAGCUAAUCGCCAGCGGUGUUCCUAUUCUUUCGCGUGUGCAGAAGUGUAAAGUGAAGGGUGCGCGAGCGCCAUAGUGGUGACAGAAUCAUCUCGCCCCGAGUAAGUGAGAAGUGCAUGCUCGGAGCGCGCAGGCGCGCUCUCUCGUCGCCGCAUAUGCGCCGCACUCGCCUCGCUGAAUAGUGCGAGCGCGUAUCCUCGACCACAGUGGCAACAAUGGCAACCAUGGUGAACAUGAACAGCCUUCUGAACGGUAAAGACUCGCGUUGGCUGCAACUCGAAGUAUGCAGAGAGUUCCAACGGAAUAAGUGCUCGCGACCUGACACCGAGUGCAAGUUCGCACAUCCUCCGGCCACUGUUGAAGUACAGAAUGGAAGAGUAACUGCCUGCUACGACAGUAUCAAGGGACGGUGUAACCGAGAGAAACCACCCUGCAAGUACUUCCACCCCCCGCAGCAUCUUAAGGAUCAGCUGUUGAUUAACGGUCGGAAUCAUCUAGCAUUAAAGAACGCCCUGAUGCAGCAGAUGGGCCUUACGCCGGGCCAGGUGCUUCCUGGCCAGGUCCCAGCAGUUGUGGGCGGCGUGAGCGGCGCGGGUGCGGCCGCCAGCCACAUCGCGGCCCUGGACCCGAUCAGUCUCGCCCUGCUCGCCCCGCAGGCAACAUCACCUUACUUAUCGGGUGUGCCCGGAGUGGGCUCGACGUAUGCUCAAUACUAUGCGCCGCAGCUGGUUCCGGCUGUGUUGGGUCACGACCCGUCCGCGGCAGCCGCCUCGCCACUAGGAGUCAUGCAGCAGCCCGUAUUGCAGCAGAAACUGCCGCGUACUGACCGUCUUGAGGUGUGCCGGGAGUUCCUGCGCGGCGCGUGCAAGCGGGCAGAGUCCGAGUGUCGCUUCGCGCACCCGCCGCCACCGGUGGUCGCUCACGACGACGGCUGUGUCACGGUGUGCAUGGACGCCGUCAAGGGCCGCUGCGUCCGCGACCCCUGCCGCUAUUUCCACCCUCCCCUGCACCUGCAGGCGCACCUUAAGGCGCAGGCGCGCGGCGCGAUGGACAUGAAAAGCGUCGGUUCCUUCUAUUACGAUAACUUCGCCUUUCCCGGUGUGGUCCCGUACAAAAGACAAGCUGCUGACAAAGCCGGAGUUCCCGUAUACCAGCCGGCGACUACUUACCAGCAACUGAUGCAGCUGCAGCAGCCAUUCGUGCCCGUGUCAUGCUGUGCGCCACCAAACGCUCCCUACGUGGAGUAUACGGACGAGCGCGGACAGUUACUGGACACCCUCCCGGUGUGCCAAGAUUUUAAUCGACAAGGAUGUACGAGACCUACCUGCAGAUUCGUUCAUAUUCGUGAAGGGUGCGGGCUGCAGGUGGUGGGGUGCCGCGUGGUUGUGUGCCGCGACGCUGCCGCCGGCACAUGUCGCCGUGCCGCUUGCCGCUACUACCACAUCCCCGUGCAGCUACCUCCCGCGCUGCGCCCCCCCUAACCUCACCCUCCCCCACUCCCACACACACACACACACAUACACACACUCACUCACACACCCUCACCCUGCCCGCCGACACACGCACCCCGCCCCCACCCCCGGCCCCAUCCCUCCGCCGCAUCAUCUCAUGCGACCCUCGUCGUCCGUAUCCCCUGAUACACUCGGAAUUGCAGGUUCGUUAGUCUGGUACUGACGCUCCACGGCGGAGACUCGACCCGAGCGUGAGGCGAGCGUGCGGGGAGUCCCCACCCCCGCCCCCCCUCACGCUCGCCUCACCUCCAGGGAAUGAGUGUGUACAUAGUAGCGGGUUAAGAUUCUCAGGCACGGUCACGGUCAUGCGAUUGUGAUAUGAAUAUAUAGAAUGAACACGAGACGCCGGAGUCGUUUGUAUGAUGUCGAGAUCGUUGAACAGUAGUUAGUGAGGUUUCAAAUGUUUUAUUACUAUUGUAUAUUAUUUUUUUAAGAUACGAUAUGAGUUCCUGUAAAGAUUCGCGAGACUUUGUUGUAAAUAAGCGAGGUUAAUAUACGGGCGAUGCUAGUGCCCGGCCGGCCGUCCGCCGCGCCGAGCAGGUCCGGUUUGCAUCACUCCUACUUACUAGCAUUUUUGUGAGAAUUAUGUUACUUUUUUUUACUGUGUUAUGAAAUUAAAUUUAUGUUUUUAUAGAUGACAAGUUUUACACUAGAUUAGAUUAAGUGGAUCAGUUAUGAAACACCAAUAGAGUAGCCGCUUCUCUCCUUCGGCACUGAUACUAUUGAGGCCGGAGCACAAUACAAGUUGUGGAGCGCCGCUUCGUCCGUUCGGUUACCGUCGCUGUGCCGCGUUACUGUGUCCCUCACCUUAGAUUAGAUCACGACACUCGUAGAGUGAUAGUGGACUACCAUUCGGAAAACUAUUUAACUUGUCGGACAAUAUUAAACGAAGAAGGCAAACUUCCAAGCUAAAUUUUAGGAUAUAACGUUGGCUUUAUUCCCGAUAGAUUUUGCUAGAUAAUCAUUUUAUUUUUUUAAUCAAUUCCCGUCUAACGAAGCACAAAAUAGCGACCGAUGAUCGUUUCUCGAACGACCUUUCGACGAGCACAGAUCUAUAAAACAGCUCCCCUGUAUUGUUUUCUAUAUAAACAGUAUUAACUUUGAUCAAAUUAAUCUCGUCGUAUGUAUGUAGAGGUGAUAUGCGGAUAGAGAGAGGCGGGAAAUGCCGCGUCGCCGGGCGCUCUGUGUCGCUCGAUAUCGCUCGGUGUUGCUCGAUGUUGCUCGCUGUCUCUCGGUGACGCUCGGUGUCGCUCGGCAUCGCUCGGUAUCGCUCGGUGACGCUCGGUGACGGAGCAUCUUCCCGAGGCAUGGAAGCCUUAUGCCUAUUAUUAUUCCUAGUCCAUAUCCUUUUUGUUGAUCAGUCAUGCGAUUAAUGUUAGAAUAAAAUAUUAAUAAUUUGAUUUAUUCCUCCCAUUUAGUGGAUAUUUUGAUAAUGAUAUAUUAAUAAUGAAAUAUUUAAGAUACAUAAUACAUAUUUGAUUCUAAAUCCUGAUAAAGUGACACUAUGUUAGUUAUUUAGUCGGAGGGAUACUUGUGCCGUGAUUAUAUUUUUAGGUAUAUAUAUUAUGAAAUAAUUCCUAGCGUCGGAAUUAAAGAAGUGAUUAAUGUGUAAGUGCGUUAUAUUUAUUGUCGUAUAUUGUAAGUGGAAUGCCAUAUCGAUAAAAGAUGAAUAUCGGAAGAUGGAGUCAAACUCAUUAGGAGACGGUUGCGUUAGUGUUUGGUUGGUUGUAUGGUUACAGUGUCCCAGCCACGACCUGCUCCCCGGAGCACGGCCGCCGGCGCCUGGACAGUUCGCUUUUAUCAAUACGGCACUAUAUGACUUAAAUACAUAAGUUGUCAUUUAUUAUUUUUUUUUUGUUAAAUUUUAUAGUUUCAUGGAUUAUUUGUUGCCUAUUAUUUUUAUUACCAAAAUUUUAUGAUCUGACGCAUUUAUUGUAAGACAAUCGAUUACUUUUAUAAUUAAUUAGUGUGAUAAUAAUAAUAAUUAUGGUAUUAAAUUGCCGUUAUAAUAUGAACAUCGAAAGUAUCCUUCCUGUUUAGAAGGGACUCGUCUGGCCCAAGGUUUCUAGUGGAUUUUUUAUAUUUUUCUUUUGUUGUAUUUUUAAUGUUGCGUGUGUCUUACACAUAAUAUAUUUCAUUUUUGUGAUAUUUUUAACUAUAAAGUACUGUUAUUAUAAAUCCAAAUGGAAUAAUGAAGACCUAAUUAAAUAUUCAAGAAUUUAUUUGUAAAUCACAAAAAAAAAUGUAAAACUGUAAAUAUAUUAACAAAAAAAAAUGAACUGCAACACAAUAAUUAUUGAUUAUUAUUAUAACUCUCAUCAAGUACGCUGUAAGUUCUUCAGUACCUUGUGGUGGUAUAUUAUUAUGUAGUAGGUACAUCUACUAAAAGGUAAACCGGUCCAGAGAACAAAGUAUUGAUAAUAUUGUGACAUUUUUUUAUUCACGAGCAAUCACAGAAAGUACAUGACAUUGUAAUAUUAUUUAUGAAAUUACUAUGUGAUGUGAUCUUCGGAUCAAUUUUGAGUACAGUAUAGAUAAUAAACAACUGAAUAUGUAA
This is a messenger RNA of Danaus plexippus (monarch butterfly), 4581 nucleotides long. RefSeq names its product protein muscleblind (gene mbl). NCBI's taxonomy places the organism in Eukaryota, Metazoa, Arthropoda, Insecta, Lepidoptera, Nymphalidae. The coding region runs from base 729 to 1994 and encodes 421 amino acids. Gene Ontology annotation, molecular function: metal ion binding. The record is from RefSeq and is a predicted model, not a curated record. The transcript has 11 exons.